AUGAGGCACAAAGCUGGAAUCAACAGGAGAGGAGUGAGAGCAGCAGGCUCAAGAGAAGAUGAGAAUAUGAACACUGCGACAGGAAACAUCCUCAUUUCAAAUCAGGAGGAAGAAGAAGACGAAGAAGAAGAAGAAGAAGAAGACAGCCAACCGACCGACAAGGAGAUCAUUAAGUUUCUACUUCCUCUUUCCAGUCUCUGUAAAUCUUCACCUACACCAGCCUCCCCUCCGUCAGAUCAGGCCUACGUGCAAGCAGCGGCCGUUUUCCAUCGGCUGCGAUCGGAGAAGACGUCCUCGCAGCAGCUGCUGCAUUAUGAGAAGAAGACGGACACACCGCUGCCACAGAGCGGGGACAAACCCACCCAGAGACAGGCCUUCCAGCUCGCCUUCAGCACGCUCAAAUACCAAGAUUUACUGGAGGACAUCAUCACUGACAGCUGCUUCCACACGUCUCAGCAUAUUACCAGCGACUUGUUGCCCUUGGCGAUGGUGAUGCUGUUUGACUUCCAGGAACAAAGGUUUUUAGUGAAUGAACGCUCAGCAAAAGAAGGGGCGGAGCCUCUGCAGGAAGUCAGGGACAUGGAGAUCAGUCUGCUGAGGUGGAAGACAAAGCUAGCGGCCUCGCUGGCUCGCUGCAGAGUGAAACAGAGUCUGCAGAGCGUCUCCUGUUUUCUAUCUGAUCCUGUCAGGACCAAACAGAACAGAGCCAAACGUUUGCCCCUCUACGCAUGGGUCAAUACUCUGAAGACCAGCGUCGACGAAGUGUGUGAAGCCCUGAAAGGCGCAGGAUUACGAGAAGCGAAGAACCUGACUGAUCUCGAGGAGUCGACGUUCAGCAGAGACCCGCUCUGUGCAGACACACUCGUCCUCUCUCGACGGCUUCUCGCUCUGCUCCAGCACAGCACCGUUACACAUGCGCUCAACACACAGGACAGAAGUGUGUGCGUGGCGGUGAGUGCAUUACGCCCCUUGCUGUUUGAAAAAGGUGACGUCCUGGUGGCGGGGUCUUUCUCUGCCGUCACUGUGGCUCACGUAGCCGUAGUGGCUGCUGAGCGCUCUGGCCGAGUGUUGGUGUGUGCCGCUGAUCACACAGCUUCACACAUGGAAGAGAUAAAAGAACUGCUCGCACUAAUGGACAUCAAAAAUUUUCGAGUCCUGUCAGAGGCGUUCUCUGGUCUGGACGAGUGGAACGCCAGUGUUCAGCGUUUAAAAGUCAUCAUAGUACUACCUCAGUGCUCAUCCUCUGCCCUCAAUGACCCUGUACCCACAAUGCACAGCGAACACGGAGAUUGGGAUCUGCUGCAUGACUUGUCGUACGGUUCAGUAUCGCAGAAGAAGAAACAAACAAUGGCCACGCAGCAGGCACGACUUCUCGCACACGCUCUCUCCUUCCCAAAGGUUCAGACGGUGGUCUACUGCACGCGCUCAGUUUAUCCCGAGGAAAACGAACAGCUGGUGAAAAGAGUGUUAGAGAAAACACACACUCCCUCCAAACUGCUGCCUUUCAGGGUAAACGGUCCCAUUUUCCCCGACGACUCCCAAUCGGGAGAGGCGGCGGACUCCAAGUUCUUCAGGCUGGAAUCGUCUCCGUUUACAAACGGCUGCUUCAUCGCUCGGCUCUCCCGACAGGCCGAUCCUACAAAAGUAGAAACAGUCCAGGACGUGCUGGCAAGGGCGGCGGCAAAGGGCCUCCUGGGUGGAAUCCUUCCCGAACAAUCGAAAACGGGUAAAAAAGGGAAAAGCAAGAAGAAUCGAGGAGCUUCAGCAGGCAGCAAACCUUCAUCCCCCUCGGGCCAAGAGCGCGAAGCGGGAGGGGAAAGUGUGAGCGGAAAAGAUGGAUUCACACCUUCAGAACAAGAGGAGCAGAAAUGUGAAAACAACGAGGAGGAGGUUAACGGAGGGAAGAAGAAGAAGGGGCAAAAGCGAAAGGGCAAACAGCGACUGAAACAAACGCACAGGGCGACGACAACCGUCUCCAAGAAGAAACCGACAAAGAAGAAGGCGAAGAGGCGUCUCACAAAAACGAAAGCGAGGAGAUUCCCUCGUCUCACACUGACAUUGAUAUCCUCAGCUAACCCCCCCAAACACCUGUCUCCCAUCACCGCCCUCGCACACAAGCUGAUCGACGCUCCAGCCGUGGAAUCCAAGCAGGCAGUCUUUAGCACCUCCUCCCCUGCCGGGCCCGCUCCGCCUGCGGCCUCGAGGCAGGUGCAGAGACAAAACGCAGUGACGACCCAGAAGGACGCAGCUGAACCGGAGAGCCGUCUUAAGCUCAGGGGAAAGGUGAAACUGAAAGAAGAGGUCACCGCGCAGAACGUGUCAAAGCUGUCAGAUUUUGUCCUGCCGCCCAUCUCCCUCCCGUCCUCCGGUUCUUUGAGUGGCAGGAGUGUUGGUUCUCCCUCUCGGCGUCCGUCCCGGUCCUCCCACUCUCAGCUGCCCCAAGUAUCUACAUCCUCCUCCUGCGUCUCCCUGCCUGGAUUAUAAAUUGUUUUGUGUUUUUUUGGAGCAUUUUUGCCUUUAUUUGAUAUGAAGGAGAAAGACAGGAAAUAUUGGAGCGAGGGGGGGCGACAUGCAGCGAAGGUCAGAGGUCGGAUUCCAAUGAACGGCUGCUGCAACGAGGACUACAGCCGCCGUACACGGGGUGUGCAACAUAACCGCUAGUCCAUCCGGCGCCCCCCCCCCCCUACCUGGAUUAUAGACAAGUGUGUUACCCUACCCUACCCUAACCCAAUUAAACUAUUGAACUGACCCAACACUACAGUGAGCAAUCAUAAAGCAAAGGACUUCUAAAAAGUGAUUCUAAAUUAGAAAAAUUCUUGUUAUCUUUUGUAGCUAAUAUAGAAGCAUCAGCAGUCUGUUCUAUGACCAGAUUAAAGCUCCUCACUGCAGUUUUAAACGCACAGGUUUGUAAAAUUCUCUCAAUCAAAACAAUAACAAAAAGAGGACGUCAAGGCUGACGGGGAAUCAUGGGAGUUCUCUCUGCUAACUCACCCCAACCCCCAUGAAAACAAACUCAGAGUUGACUGUAUAGUCGAGCAUGGCAUUUGAAAUUUGAGAUAUUUUUCCAAUGAUUUAAACCCUGUGAAUACGAUAAACCUCGAUUUGAUAUCACAAGAUGACAGAAAGGAUUGGAAAGUUAAAGAAAUGUAUAUAAUUCAGUUUUACAUUCUGUCAGUCUUACUCGGCUUUCCUUUCCAGACCUUCAGAUCUCAAACUAACGACGCAAUCAGAGUCGUGAACAGAUUGAAUGGCUGAUGUUCAAGUGACAAACACACAACAUACCAUUAGAGGAAAAGCUGUAUAAUUCAGUCGACAACAUCAAAAAAGCUUAACGCAAACACCAGAACAGUGGCUCUAUAUUAUAAUGCUGUUUAUUCUCACAACUGGUUACAUUGAUAAAGUGUACAAAUCAGUGAGCAGCGAACGGAAGCCAACACAUCCACCUGUGGGAAAUGUGUGUGAGUUUGACAGAGACGCUGGGAGUCCACUGCUGUCUCCUCCUCCUCCUCUCUCUGUCCUCUCCUCCUCCUCUCUCCUCCUCCUCCUCCCUCUCCUCCUUCCUCCUCCUUCCUCCUCCUUCCUCCUCCCCUCAUCCAACAGUGGACCCCCAGCUCUGAGUGCACUGUACAGGGGUGAAGAUAUAUUUUCCUCUUUCUGCCGGUUGUUUCUGCAAAGCGGAGCGUGUUGUGAGUUAACCAGAGGCCGAGACAAUGACACCAAAGUCCGGAGACUUUACCUGCCCAAACUAAUAAAAUCAGUAUAUACCCUUUAUAAAAUAGAAUAAAUAAAAUAAAAAAUAUUUCUGUUCAGUACAUACAGUCGCUCUUUCCACCGUCCACGGGCAUGCAAAGGAGAUUUACGACUUUCUGUUUCAGCGAUCAAAAGAAUGCAUAGAUAAUUGCUCAGUUAAGAUUCAGCAUCAACGUAAUCGACAGCUGCUAGAAUGUCCGAUCACUUCUCCUAUUUUCAUUAUUUGCUCUCGUAUUUAUCAUAUCUACAACAAUGUAUAUCACUAUUUUACACUUUGGCCAUUUGGUGAAUAAAAAAAAA
Labrus bergylta (ballan wrasse) is the source of this 4050-nucleotide messenger RNA. Its product is annotated as putative methyltransferase NSUN7. The record is from RefSeq and is a predicted model, not a curated record. Gene Ontology annotation, molecular function: methyltransferase activity. Lineage: Eukaryota; Metazoa; Chordata; Actinopteri; Labriformes; Labridae.